Eurytemora carolleeae is the source of this 570-nucleotide messenger RNA. Its product is annotated as non-classical arabinogalactan protein 31-like. The record is from RefSeq and is a predicted model, not a curated record. The coding region runs from base 1 to 570 and encodes 189 amino acids. NCBI's taxonomy places the organism in Eukaryota, Metazoa, Arthropoda, Copepoda, Calanoida, Temoridae. The transcript has a single exon.
AUGAAUAGGAACAGAAGCAUUCAAUAUGUAAAUUCGUCCACUAUCCAUCUACCAAUUCAUCUACCAAUUCAUCUACCAAUUCAUCUACCAAUUCAUCUACCAAUUCAUCUACCAAUUCAUCUACCAAUUCAUCCACCAUUUCAUCUACCAAUUCAUCUACCAAUCCAUCUACCAAUUCAUCUACCAAUUCAUCUACCAAUAUAUCUACCAAUUCAUCUACCAAUUCAUCUACCAAUUCAUCUACAAAUUCAUCUACCAAUUCAUCUACCAAUUCAUCUAUCAAUUCAUCUAUCAAUUCAUCUAGCAAUACAUCUACCAAUUCAUCUACCAAUUCAACUACUAAUUCAUCUACCAAUUCAUCUACCAAUUCAUCCACCAAUUCAUCUACCAAUUCUUCUACCAAUUCAUCUACCAAUUCAACUACUAAUUCAUCUACCAAUUCAUCUACCAAUUCAUCUACCAAUUCAUCCACCAAUUCAUCUAUCAAUUCAUCUGCCAAUUCAUCUACCAAUUCAUCUACCAAUUCAGCUACCAAUUCAUCUACCAAUUCAUCUACCAAUUCAUCUAUAA